Molecule: messenger RNA, 726 nt
Organism: Ambispora leptoticha
Lineage: Eukaryota; Fungi; Glomeromycota; Glomeromycetes; Archaeosporales; Ambisporaceae
Source: the annotation of a GenBank genome assembly
AUGAACGACGCAACACCGGGAAAUCCCUGGGAGGGUUUACCGCCAGAACCAAAGCCAAUAGAAUUUGACUGUAAGGCUUCUGACUUCCGUUUAACUGAGCUACAAAAAGACAUGCUAGACUCUACAAAGUAUUGGGAAACGGAGCUUAUAACGUUUGUCAAAGAAAAUCAACACACUAAUGAUAAUGUAACGUGUGGCGCAAUGUAUCAUAAGAGGUCACGCGUUCAUGCCAAUUCAACACCUUACUCACGUAGUCGUACCUCGCCAAUGGUUCAUGAAGUAGUCGAAGAAGUCAACAAGAAUAGUUUGAAAGUUGACAGUUCUCACCCACAAUUGCUGACUGAAGAUUCAACUAGUAAUAAAUUUCUAUCCUUUCUUAAUAUAACUGAAAUACGACGAAUGAUGCUUGAUACAGUAGAGAAUUCCGAUUAUCAAGCUCCAUCUUCUCAACAAAAUUCGGGAGGUGUUCUCAGACGCGUUAAGACACGUAUGCACAUGGGUUUACCAUAUACACGCCCGGCGGCGGAUUAUAUAAACAAAGCGAAUUUUCAUCGAUUGGAAACAUUCGUAAGACCUCGAAUUGUAAAUAGUUAUUAUAAAGUUUCAAACUGGUUCUCUAGCUUAUUGGAGGAUUUUAAGGAAUUUCUAUUAAUUGGAAAUGUUGCCGAUGAUCCAUUUGUCUUGUUUAUGAAGGAGAAUCCAUCAAUAUUCAAUCAAACGAAUUAA